This is a messenger RNA of Pangasianodon hypophthalmus (striped catfish), 5360 nucleotides long. RefSeq names its product ring finger protein 38 (gene rnf38). The record is from RefSeq and is a predicted model, not a curated record. The transcript is spliced from 13 exons. Lineage: Eukaryota; Metazoa; Chordata; Actinopteri; Siluriformes; Pangasiidae. Bases 410 to 2458 code for a protein of 682 amino acids.
AAUGUUCUGUGUUUCUCAAAGGGGUGUUUUGUCCUGUUUUUAGCUUCUGUAGUGAGAGACGGAUGAAACCCUGCUGUUUUAUACAGUGUUAAUGUCUUUCUUUAGGUGUCCAGUUCAUUAUUAUUAUUUUUAUUUCGGGAUAUUUUAGAGAGAGAGAGAGAGAGAGAGAGAGGUUAAAGCUAAAACCCCCUCCCUUUAAAUACCUCUCACCGGGCAACGCUUUUUAUUUUAGAUCACCCUUCUGAUUACAUAAGCACAAAUUUCUGCAUUUCUAUUUGGAUUUCAUUUACUGCUUUGGUGGAGGAGGAAGUAAGAAAGAAGGGAGAAAAAGGACAGACAGACAGACAGAGAGGAGAAAAGAGAGAGAGAGAGGAGAGAGAGAUUGCCUCACCACCCCCGUGUAAAGGAAAUGCCCAUCGCGGCUACUGGUGCGCCGCCAGCAACUCCCGAGCCCCGUGUGCGUCCCCGCGCCCCUGCCGGCGCCGAGCGUGUGCCCAAGCGCGCUCCAGAAGGCGAGUACGGCGCCCCGGAGGCGGCCCUAGUGGCAGACAGACUACCCAGCGUGCUCGGCGUUUCCGCCUCCUCAGCAGCCACUUCUCUCCCUUCUCUCCCUUCUCACCCUUCACACCCUUCUCACCCUUCUCCCCCGGCGCUCUCGCCUCAGCUCAUGGCCACCGAGCCGCCCAGGACUCGGUCCCGCUCGCGCUCCGGAUUCUAUCAGAGCGCCGGCGCAAACGGCGGCGCAGGGAGUUCAGGCGCAAACCUCCACCAUCAUCAUCUUCAUCAUCAUCAGCAACAGCAGCAGCAGCAUCAGCAUCAGCAGCUCAGCGGCGCAUGCGCAGUGCUCGGCGCUCACGGACACCCGGAGAACCUGCGGCCGCCCGCCGGCAUGCUUUCCCCGAGCGGACACCGGCAUCCAGGUCCCGGAGCGCACAGGAGCCCAGGAGGAGCAGGAGCGAUGGGAGGAGUGUAUCACUAUCAUUCCGAGCCGUCCUGCGCAGAUGCCACAGAUAAGACGGAGGACUCCCCCAGUCCGAAACGCCAGCGGCUUUCGCAGCAGUCUGUGCUAGAGCUGGCCUCGGCCCCGCCCUCCACGCCUUCGCCGCCCAUCAGACCGUGGGAGCUCCCGCCCAGUCGUAGACCACACCCCUAUCCUCACUCACACUACCACUCGGAGCGCUGUCACACACCCGCCAGGCACAGACGCAGCCCUCCGGCGCGGCGUCAGCGUGCCCGGCGCGAUCGCCUCUCUCGGCUCCAUCACGGUUCCCCUGGCGGCCCCCAGGACGAGAACUACCGCCACCCUCCUCACCCUCACACACACCCUCUUCACUCGUACGGCCCCGCCGUGCCCCCUCACCCGCCGGCAGGCACCGACGAGCCCCGCGCCUUCCACCCUCCUGCUCUGUCGCCACGGUUACUGCAUCCGCAGCAGCAAGGCACCGUGGUUAUGGACCUCCACGAGCAGCUUCCUCAGGGUACAGUCCCCGUAUCGUACACCGUGUCUCCGGUGGCAGCCCACGCCCUCCCGCCUCCUCUCUGUACGGGACAGCAUAUCCCAGCAUGCUCCUCUCAGCAGCAGGUCCCCGCCUGCUCAGUGGUCUUCAGCAGCCAGCAGCACUACCCUGUCUGCCCACCUCCGAUGCUGCCUGCGUGUUCGGUGCAGCACUUACCCGUGCCGUACGCGUUUCCGUCACUGCUUUCCAGCGAUUCGGCCUUCCUACUCCACCCGCCACACCACCUCUCGCACCAUCACCACCCGCCUCACCUGGCCCCGCCCACACACUUCCUGCCCUUCCAGACACAACAGUCAAGAUCACCACUACAGAGGAUUGAGAAUGAGGUGGAGCUGCUCGGAGAUCACCUGCCAGUAGGAGGCAGCUUUAACUACGCCCACUCGGGCCACCCCAGCCCCCUGCCUCCGUCCACACCGUUGCAGUUCCUCUCUCACGAUCCCCUGCCACAGGAGCUCUUCGGAGUGCCGUAUCCACACUUCAUGCCUCGACGCCUCACGGGUCGGCGCUAUCGUUCGCAGCAAGCCGUGGCGCCGCCCACGUAUCAUCCCAGCCUCCUUCCAUACUUCCUAUCUGUUCUUCCAGUGCAGCCUACAGCAGUGGGGCCUGCUAUCAGCUUAGAGCUGGACGUCGAUGAUGGAGAAGUGGAGAAUUACGAGGCUCUGUUGAACCUCGCCGAACGUCUCGGGGAAGCCAAACCACGCGGCCUGACAAAAGCUGACAUCGAACAGCUGCCUUCCUACAGAUUCAACCCCAGCAACCACCAGUCCGAGCAAACCCUGUGUGUGGUGUGCAUGUGUGACUUCGAGUCCCGACAGCUGCUCCGAGUCCUGCCCUGCAAUCACGAAUUCCACGCCAAGUGUGUCGACAAAUGGCUCAAGGCUAACAGAACCUGCCCUAUCUGCCGAGCCGAUGCCUCCGAAGUCCAGCGUGAUUCCGAGUGACCGAUCCCGACCCGUUUCAAUCCUGCCCCAUCUCACACACACACACACACACACACACACACACACACACACACAGACACACACACACUGCAUACACAUGCUCGCAUACACACCCCGUCCCACCAGUUUCCCCUGGACUUUUUCUCCAUCUCAACACACUGGACUUCCUUUGAGAAUUAUACACACACACACACACACACACUUUUUUUUUUUUUUUUUUUUUUUUUCUUAUUCUUAACAGUAAAAGUUCUGUGACUAGCUCUUGCAUCACAUUGUCGUUCUUUUAAAAAGCAAGCACAGAUGACUGAACACACACACACACACACACACACACACACACACCCGCACAAUCCAAGAAUCCAAAGACGGUUCUCUGUUCAAAUUCGGACACACCAUCACUGCCAUUUCUCUCAUCUUUAUUCUUUUAUUUGUAUAUUUUAUUUUCUUCAGGUGGGUACAGGGUGGCCGAGGUCAUCAUUUUGCGAUUUGGAGUGUGUGUGUGUGUGUGUGUGUGUGUGUGUGUGUGUACUAACAUUCCCGAGCGUGUGAAUUUAGCUUGUAUGAGGAAGCGAAUGCCAUGCUGUGUGCAUGUCCUUUCCCCCCAGCCUUUUUCUUUAUGAAUAAAAAUAUUGCAUAUAAAUGUAUGUAUGUAUCAAUAUAGAGGGACAGAAUAACACAAAAAAAAGAAAUUGUGUUCUUUUCUUCCAAAAGUGAGGAAAAAAAUUAUCUAUAUAUUUAGAUGGGUGGGGUUUGCUCAAUUAUGAUCUAGCAGUCUUAUAGAAUUGGAAUACUGUGAGCUUUUGUGUGUGUGUGUGUGUGUGAGAGAGAGAGAGUGUGUUGGCACACGUGUGUGUCGGUGUAUCUUUUGGUUACUCGUGUGUUAUUUAUCCUGUAUGUGUGGUACAGAACACUGGCUUCCCGGUCUCACGUCUGCUCUCGUCUCUCAUUGGCUGCAAAUGCUCGCGUGUGAUUGGUCAGGAGGCGCCUUAAGAGCAGAAUUUUAUUUUUAUUGGCUCUCCUGCCUUAAGAGUCCGUUUUUCUUUCUUUUCAAACACCCCACCGUUAUCCUGGAAAAAGGAUGUAGUCUUCCUUCCAUAGCAGUCUUUAUUAUUUAUUGUUUUAUAUUUUUCAUUUUCAUUUUUUUUUUUUAAAAAGAAAAAGAACCUCUAUCGUUUUGGCAGGUUAUUGUCACACAUUUCCACGUAGCAUUUUGAGGAAGAGAGAAACCUUAAUGGCGAGCUUGAGGACGAAGUCGUUUAUCAUCCAUUCACGACACGAAGACCUCGUUGUCGAUGGCGAUCCCAUCUUCAUUGCUAAAAACGCCUGUUAGCAUUAUCUUACGCAUUAAGAAUGUAGCUCUCAUUCAGUUUGUCAUUUCUUUCAUAUGUAACUAUAAACUUUAAACUCCUUGCACAAAAACACAUCGUUUUUUUUGUUUGUUUGUUUUGUUCAGAGUGAUCAAACAACCCCGCCCUCAAGCUCUUUCCAGUUUCCUGGAUUCAUUCCGGCUUGUUAGGUUUGUCGAAAGGUGCUCUUUUAAACAAAAUGCACCACAGCCCAGAGAUUUUGCCCAACAAUUUUUCAAAAUGGAGUCAAUCAGCCAAGAGAUAUUUGCUGUUCCACCUACUUCUUUAGUUUUCCACUGGAGCCUUUAGACCUUGCGAGGUGGAAUUGGAACUGCUAAGGGUUGCUGCAUCACAGACGCCUACAAUUGGCUAGUGUCGCUGUGAUGGACAGGGGAGAGAGUAGGUCCCUCCCACUCGGAGAGCACGGCCAGUUUUGCUCUCUUGGACCUCCGGCCCACGGAUGUCUGUGGCACCUUCGUUCGAUCUCACGAUCUUCUAACGUGUAUCUUCAUGGUUACGUUUUGAAAAAAACGGAAGUUGUUUGAGGAAAAACUUUUUCUUCAAGAUUUGUCUUGUAGCUCGAAUGCAAAACUAAAGAGUCAGGAAAAAUCUCAACUGAUUGACUACAUUCGGUGAAAAAUUAGCUUGUUUGCCAAACCGCUUCUUUAAGAUCAAGUUAAAGUGGAGAAAUUGGGAGAGAGAAACAGAUGUACACUUUCAUUUUGAUUUCAUGCUCAGCACUACAUCAUUCAGCACUUAGCAACGUUUACGAAAAUUUGCAGUUCAACUUUCUCACAUCAUUAUAAAGGUAAAAUCAGGUAGCACAGGGGUGUGUGUGUGUGUGUGUGUGUGUGUGUGUGUGUGUUAGAACGGCACGUUUUUAGAAUUAUGCAUUAUUCCCUGUUCAUCACAUUUUAUUAUAAAAGUAACACACAAUAAACUAGUUUCCUUUCCCAGUCUCUCUCUCUCUCAUAUGUCUCUGAUCCUCUGUGUGUGUAAUAACCUGCCAUAGACGCUUCAUAGGAUUAUCAUAACCAUAACCAUCCCUGCCUCGACCUGGGUAUGUGUGCGCCAGUGAAAGUGUGAGCGAAGUGUAAUAAACGGUUACAUCGUUAAGCUCUCGUAGCUCGCAAACCCGUAGUGUCUUAACUGCAGAUGCCUUUCAGCCGUUCUCCAGCAUCGUCCAGUUCAGCGUCAUGUAUCGCGCCGCAUCGUAUCGCUGAUACACUGAUCGCAACAUCACAAUAUUCCUCUCGUUUGUCUUGGAUCACUUUACUAAACCCGACGUUUUACUUUAUAAUGUAUGUAUUUUCCCUCCUGCUUGGUACAAUAGCAGUUACCUCAUUUUUACUAUUUAUGGUGUUCUUUUUUUUUUUUCUUUUUUUUAUUUUUUGCUAAACGAAUAUGAGAGCUUCUGAUCCUUUUUUUUUUUUUUAAUGGGUUUUAAUUUGUUUUCCAUUAAAAAUACAAUUGUAUCGUUUAACAUGUAGUUUCUUAUGUAUAAUAUCUGUAACCAAAAUCAUUUGAAGGCUUGAUAUAAAAAUUUUUAACAAACA